Auanema sp. JU1783 is the source of this 315-nucleotide messenger RNA. Lineage: Eukaryota; Metazoa; Nematoda; Chromadorea; Rhabditida; Rhabditidae. The record is from the annotation of a GenBank genome assembly.
AUGCAUGGGAAGCAAGGGAACGUGGCGUUUUCUGAAAAUUUCAUCACCGAAAGCUCUAUCAAACACGCUUUUCUUCUUCCGCCAGAUGCAAUUGUGAAGUUGUCGUAUGAGUCCAAUGGCAUGCAGAUUAAUAGCGGGACUCCAAUUACUGCAGAGCAUUGCUUUUUGCUUCCCGAUGGCUGGUCGACCAUGGUGUUUUUCGCCGAAUCAGACAGAUCACCAUCUCGAGGAGCGAAGCCGAAGGAUAUCUCUCAGAGCAGCGAUCCGCUUUAUGUUCCAAUAGUCAAGCAGGACAAGAAUUUCAAACACAACUGA